Messenger RNA from Patiria miniata (bat star), 8646 nucleotides. RefSeq lists its product as uncharacterized. The record is from RefSeq and is a predicted model, not a curated record. The transcript is spliced from 17 exons. Gene Ontology annotation, cellular component: cytoskeleton. Gene Ontology annotation, molecular function: protein binding. Bases 439 to 6792 code for a protein of 2117 amino acids. Gene Ontology annotation, biological process: signal transduction. Lineage: Eukaryota; Metazoa; Echinodermata; Asteroidea; Valvatida; Asterinidae.
AUAAACUAACCACGGGACAAAGUACCAGUUACGCUACCGGAUAUGUUCGAAAGCGUAGCGAUGGAGAAGGGAAGCUUUCGCCAUUGAAAUUUUAAUGUGAUGAAAGGGAAAGCCUACUUUCACCUUGUUGCCUGUCGGUUUUGCUGACGAAUUUAAAAACCGGGGUGUUUUCGCUUUUAUUUUCUGAAACCUACGAGCAGAAAUGAUACAGUUGGUGAUGCGUGCUUUCAAGAAUAAAUAAGGUGCAAGACCAAGAGCGAAUCACGGACCACUGGACAAUACAGACCUGUAAACACAGAGUUUGGGAGUGAUACACCUUUGUGGCCUUGGCAAGAAGAGAACCAUGUAGGAAUACAUGUAGGAUGUGCUUGCGUAUGCCAAGUGCUUGGCUAGCACCGUACAUUGUGCGUGUAGUCGGCCUACCCCUGUCAAAUUGCCAUGGAUAGUCCAGACAGCGUCCUGGCCGGAAUAAACCGCUCCCUGCAAGACGGUUGGCAAGCCAAGUUGAACCAGGAUGGCCGAUUGUACUACACAGAUCACAACAACAGGAUAUCACAGUGGAUCCCACCGCCCACCUGCUGGUCACCCAAGGGGGACUUCCUACCCUACGGCUGGGAGGAGGCUGUGGACAAGAAUGGAAAGCGAUACUACAUCAAUCAUGUGACCUGCACUACCACUCGGGAGGACCCAUAUGAUGUGGAGGACAUCCCUCCAGUUGAGAGAGAAGUGACAUUACAGCGGGACAGGAUGCUAGGCUUUGGAUUCAUCGCAGGCAGUGAGAAACCUGUGGUUGUCAGAUCAGUCACAGAAGGUGGACCUUCAGUGGGCAAGCUUCUACCAGGUGACAAAAUCCUGCGACUGAAUGGUGAAGAUGUCAAGAUGAAGGACGGGCCUUACAUCAUAGAGAGAAUCAGGCAAUCAUCAGAAGUCAUCCGUCUGACAGUAAUCCAGCCUUACAUUGACAAGACGGGCCUCAAGUCCUCCUUCCUUAGUGCCAACAAGAAGCAGAAACUCAAGUCCAAGCCCUCCAGGGUUCGCUUUGCUGAUAAUGUCAAAGCUGCUGCUGUGGCUCCGGGUAAAUCACCGCCAAGCCUUGUCUAUCUACCAAGUGUCCUUAAGGUCUACCUGGAGAAUGGCCAGACUAAGUCCUUCAAGUAUGAUAACAAGACAUCAGUCAAGGAAGUGCUCAGGAAUCUGAAGGAGAAACUGGCCCUCAAAAGCAUGGAGCAUUUCUCCCUGGUGGUUCAAAACAUGGAGGACUUGCAAUGCUCCAACAAGUUCACGAUACUUCAGGAAGAUGAAACACUGAUCCAGAUUGCCAGCAGGCCUGGUAGUCAGAAUUGGAAGUGCCUUCUACGAGUGACCUUUGCCCCCCAAGAUGCCUACGACCUUCUCAGCAAGGACCCUAAAGCCUUUGAUUACUUCUACAUGCAAUGCUGUAAUGACAUCAUCAACGAACGAUUCAUGGGUGAACUGGACAAUGAUAAAGCCGUGCGCUUGGCUGCAUUGCAAAUACAGCAGCACUUCUUGAGCAGCAAGCACUCUGCCAAGGUCUCCUUGAAAGCAUUAGAGAAAGAAGAUGGAAUUGAGCGAUUCCUGCCCCCAUCCGUGGCCAAGAAGAUGAAAGCCAAGGAUCUGAAGAGGCUGAUCAGCCAACACAUCAAGCAAAGCCAGUGCCUGUGUGCACCAGGCCAAAAGCAUCUGACUGAGUUGCAAGCCAAGCUGCACUACUUGAAAAUAGUCUGUGACCUGAGGUCGUUUGGAGGGAUGUACUUCACUGGCACCAUGGUGCAGACAGAUGUUCACAGUGACAGGUUAGCAGACUACAAUUGCACGGUGCUUGUUGGCCCUAAAUGCGGUAUCAUUGAGGUCAUCAGCUUACGGGACAAUGUGACCUCACUAUUGGCUGAUUUCAGUCAGGUGACCGACAUCCAGCUGAUCCCGCUGAUGAUCAGCGGUGACUGCAUACGAGUAGAGCUACACGUCAAAAACGAAAAGCCGAUCGUGCUACUGUUAACUCAUGAUGACGGUUACGACAUGGUGACUCUGGUGAACGGUUACUACAGACUCUUUGUUGAUAACAGCCGAUCUCUACUGCCAUCCCAUUACUCACACUCACAAGAAAUAGAAGCGCCAGCCUACCACAGCAAACACCGUGUUAUCUUAGCAGAGUGGAACUACCCCAACGAUCUAGUGUCUGAGCUGAUCCGUGGCUCAGAGGAGGAGGGUGGGCAGAGUGACUGGGAUAUCAGUCGGGUGGGGGAAGGGGAGUACCUCGCUGACCUGUCCAUGGGACCGCCGAUGUAUGAGGAGGAUGUCGCUUACAUCAAUAGAUUAAAGUCACAAGGACGGUACCAUCCUCUGGAAGCAGCUGGGGGUCAGCCUGAUGGAGCCGUCAUGUCCUUUACCAUCUAUGAAGAGAGGGAGGAGGAAGAAGAUGACCAGGCCCUCCACAGGAAUGCAAACAACUCGCUAGACACCAGCAACCUGUCCAAGUCCGACACCAGCACCAUCUCCUCUUCCUCCUGGAGUGACAAAUCACUAGACCUUGCCCAUCUCUCAGACAUGGUGGAAGACAUGUUUGAGAUGAAGACUCCAGAUGGUGGGCAAGAGGACAGUCCCAGACCCCAGGAGAGUAGGCUGGAGAUGACUAUUGAUGGCUCAGAUGAGAAGGUCUUCCAGGAAACCAGAGAGGACCAGGCUGGCAAGACAGAAUGCAGGAAAUCGCUGACCAAGCAUUUUGAUGUGAGCGAUUCAGUUGCUAUGUAUUCACCUCUGGAUGAGGACAAAACUAAUGGGCAAGUGAAGCUACUCCAUUAUGCUAUCUACAAUGACGACAGCUUGAUCCCGGUCAAAGAAAUCCACCAGUCAGUCACAGAAGAUGACACAGAUCUUUGGAAAAGGGAUGAAGAAGGAAACAGUGAUUUUCGUACAACCAUGGUAUCCCCACCAGAUGAGAAUGUGGUCGGACAGAAGACCAUGUUGACAACUCAGGACUCUGUGAUUCUUGCUCAUUGCAGAAAGAUCAAGUCAGAGGAGGAGAACCCAGAAAUAAGUGAAGAUGCAGAUCACAAGGACUCAAAGAUGGAGGCCUUCCGCAAUUUUGCAUCGUAUUCUAAUUCAAGCGUGGAUAGUGACAUUGUAGACCUUACCCAGGUGUCAUUUACAGACAGCUCAGCAGGAGAGGACUCCCCAUGUUCACAGACAAAAGUGGAGAUCCCUCCAAUAGACCUGUCUGGGGUGUACUCAGUUGACACUGAGAUGGAUGAUCAUCAAGAACAUGUCAGAGGGACUUCUGAUUCCCCAGUGCCAGUGUCCAUCAUUGACCUCCCAUCUCCAGAUCUGGAUGAGGAUGAGAAGGCAGACCAGGCCCACGGCAUCCAGCUUGCAGCCCUGGACGCCAUAAGUGUCAGCGUCAACCAGAGAGGAGAGCUUCUGGAACGGUCUGUGCACCGAGACCCUGAAUGUGAGUCAGAUUCAGGAAAUGAGACCAUCUCCUCUGAAAUCAUCGAUAAUGGUGUAACAGAUGAGCCGGGUGCAAGUCACUCCCCCUCUGAUUAUUUCAGCAUGAUUGGAGGUCGGAGGUCGACAAUGGAAUCUGUUGACCGGGACCCAACGCCGACCCCAGAGCAGACUGGAGAAAAUCGAGAUCAGGACAGUCCUCCUAACCUUGUGACAUCCUGCCUGGGAUCGGAUACGGACAGUGUAUCUACCCUACAUGGCAGCAGCCCUAACCUCAGUGCCCUUGAAGGUCCAGAGAGAGCAAGUGACAAUCAAGAACAAGUAGAUAAUGAGGAUAGUAUAGAUGACCUUAUAGCCUCAUUAAUCAUCUCUCCCCCUCCACUUGUGGAAUCAAUUGAGCUUGAUGAGGAAUUGCUUAACGCUGUUAUUCCACCGCCUCCAGUUUCAGACUUUGACAUUGGGCUUAUAGAUUCGCUGAUAGUUCCCCCACCACCCAAAUCCCCUGCAACCUCUCCUCCAACAUCGCCACAAAAAUCUCCUGCUAAAGCACAAAACUCAGGAGAUUGCCGUUACAGCACUACGGUAAUGAUCAAUUUGACAGGAGGGAAAGCACUAAGCCAGGAGAUCAAAGCCCUUGAGACAAAGCUACCAGAAAAGAGACAGAAGAAUAACAGUACUCCAACAUGCAGUCCCAGAGAAGUUAGUCCUGUCAAGCAGCAGGCAUCAGCUGCUUCAGAAAGGACAAUGUCACCAGUCAAGGCUAGUCCACGUUCCCCUGCUAAGAUUCAGGCAUCCCCAAGUGCUGGAGAACCCCGCCCUAGUCUUUCCCAGGAGAAAGGCAGACCUCAGAAAAUCAAUUCCAGCAUGAUGUCCUCCAGCCAAGACAGUGGCUUCUGCCAGCUGGAACCUGGUGACCUAGAUCAAAGGGGAGCAGUUACGAUGGUUGUAGAAGAUCUCAGAAAAACUGAACAAACUGCACAUGAAGAACAGAGUGGAGGUCAAGAAAAAGAAAUCGUGCAUCUCAGGGAUGAGGAAAGAUCAAACAUUGAUAUCAAAAGCUGUGGAGAUGACAGAUCUCUUGAUGGAGAUGGAUUUGGUGCUGUAAAGACUCUACAAAACUUGUCUGACUCAGUGUCUGCUGGUGAAGACAAAAUUGGAAUGAAUGCUGAAGGUGAAUCUAAGAGUGAGCUUCAAGAAGAAAUCCAAACCUUUCAGUUGAAAACAGAGCCACCUGAAGCAAAACCUGCUCCAGUUGUGCCCCCUAAACCAGCUGUGAGACCCAAGAUGUCACGCCAAGAGAGCGUGGAUAGUCUGACUGGUGGAGAUUUUGAUACAUCAGAGCCCUCUGAGAAAUUAGAGCCGAAGAAGACUUCCCAGAAUUUACCCGUGCCUCCUCCAAGGAAGAGAUAUUCUCCAGGAUUAGCCAAGAAAUCCUUCCCAUUCGAAGCAAGACAGGAUGAAAAUGGCCAGCUGAAUUCCAAGGCUGUCCAGAGAUCACUGUCCCUGAAGAUAAAUCAGGAAAAUGGAGAAUAUCUGAGAAAGAUUGAAGAACCAGUGAAGUCAGUAAAACGGUCCUCAUCCUUUGCACAAGGAGGUCUGCAUCAACAUUCGUCAAGAAUCACCUCUCCUGGCGAAGAUGGGGAUAUGCAUCAGGAUACGGAUAGAGAAAAGGAUGGGACCCUUGGAACAGGAGAAAUAGAAAAUAAUGAGACAAGACAAAAACCAAAUGUUAAGACUGCCCUUGGUCCCCGAUUAUCUGGAGACAUAGAGCUGAGACAUGUCAGUGAAGGCAUCCGGCCAAUCAUGAGAAGCAAUACUUUCUCAGCUAGUGGUACUCCAGAGUUACAGAGGAUCAAAAGGCAAGCUCCGCUCCCUCCCCCUAAGCCAAUCAAAAAGAAAGAAUCGCCAUCCUCAGAAGCAAUGCAACUGUCGCCAAAAGAGAAACAAAGUUUUAGAAACUCUAUCUCGUCAUCCAGCCCCUCAUCCAUCACCAAGUUGUUGUCUCCGAAAAGAAGUUUUUCCUUCCUUAGGGGCUCAAAACCUUUUUCAAAAGGGAGCAGUAAAGCUGAGGAAUCUGUCCUGCCAUCCUCAACAACGAAGGAGAAAAAGGAAACAAGGAGGCCCAGACCGUUGAGGGCAUUCAGGUCACUGUCUCGUAAAGACUCUUAUGAUGUUUCCAUGUUUGAUCACAAGCGAGACAAAUCUGGCGAACCCACCUUCCGAGAAUCCUCAUCACUGCGAUCUGUUGGAGGCCUGCAGCGGCCAGAUUCUCUUAACAUCAGUGACAAUGCUGAAGAGAUUGAAGCAAUCUCAAGCUCAUCAGUCAGUCGUAGAGUGUCCCUUUACGAGUCCAGGUCAAAGUCUCAGGACUCGGACAAUUCAACCGUAUCAGCACAUCCUCAACUCCGGCAGAGCCAGUCUCUCGGACGAGCAUCAGGUCGACCAGUCUCCUACCCAUCCUCACCUCAAAAGUAUCCGGGUCCAGGUUCUAUACAUGCAUCCCUACCCAAACGUCCUCCUCCUCCCAGACCCAACAAUCCACCAGCCUCCCCAAGAAAAGCCAUGUAUCCAUCAGAUGAGUCGCUCUCCUCGUCAUCAUCAGAGGUGCUCCCCUCUCCUGUCCCUCUUCCAAGUCCAAGUGGCUAUGAUAGAGACAGUACUGAUUCAGAUGACUUCUCCUCACCUCCUCCCCUCCCAGUAUCCUUACCCCCAGUGAAAUCCAGACCAAGAGCCCUACCAGAGCACUUCAUCCCACCUCCAUCAUUCAAGUCCCCUAAAUCCAGUGCAUGCUCGGGCUCUGACCUGGCCACUACCGAUACCUACACUGUAGAGCUGGAGAGCAAAGAGUACACAGGGAAGCAUUCCGUCCCCGAGGCUCUGGGGGACAUCCAGCUCCUAAUCGUAGAGCUGCAAGAUUGCAUUCAAGCAGAGGAGUCUGUGCCUAGCCUGAUGCAGUUCAAGCUGUCCAAGGACUCCUUGAUCUCCGAGGUCCGUGAGUUCACCAGCAAUACCAAGAUGUUGGUUAGCAGUGCUGGGCAAACAGAGGAGCAACUGGUGAGGAGCAUCAACAGCAGCAUGCACACCUUAGCAAGACUGUGCUCAGAUGCACAACAGAUGAUGAAGGCCAUGGUGUCAGUCAUGCAGGCAACAAAUCUUGGAAACAAGACAAAAGAAGUAGCAGUCAACUUCAGCUCCAUCCUCUCUGCCGCUACUGAGGCUCAUGGGAAGAACCUCAAUGAUCCCACAAUGCAACUGUUGCUCCGUCAAGCCCAGACAAUGGCGGCCAUUUUGUCAGCCCUGAUGCGCACUUUACGCAUGCUCCAGAGCUAACGGCUCCUUUUUUUUUUAAACCACUGUACAUGGUUUUGUACAGAAUGAAGUUUUUUUUUUUAAUACCUGAGCUUUUAAUUGUAUAGGCUUAUUAUAAUGUUAUGUCAUUUUGUGCUCAUAAAGGGCACCCAAGCUACAAACCGUUUUAAAUUAGUUCAGAAAAUAUUCUAAAAGUACACAGAUUACCUAUCUUUAUCCCAAUUACGGAAUAUAUGUGAGCUUUUUAUCCCCUGCAAAACAUUGUUUAUGGUUACAAAGUGGAAAAUGCUUACAUUUCUUUGAGGCACAUUGUUACUUAAUGUCAUUAAUGUGUCAAAAAUGGUCAUGUCUUGUGUAUAUGUCACUGAACUGGCACAUUUUGCCAGUUAUUCUCUGACACUGUAGAUUUUCUAACAGGAAAUGACCAUAGAAAAAAAAAUUAAAACCCUGAGCACACUACUGAAAUGAAAAUCAGAUAAAUAUCAGAAGCCUUGAACUGAAGUGGAUGUACAUCUAUCCAAUUGAAGAUGAAAAGAUAAAAGCCUCCCUACUUCAGUCUACAACAAUACCUUCUUCAGAACAAAACCUGGGGAAAUAUUAUUAUUGCGUCGUGGCAACGGGCACUCCAGGUGGAUUGGAGUGGUUAUUGAGCCUGAGAUAAUGUAAGGCUCCCUCCUUCUUUGGGGGAAGAUAGAGAAGUGUAAGGACAAAUCAGUUCAAGAGGGUCGGUGAAUCAGCGGCAUGGAGGGGCCCGAGAUGAUCACUUGACCCAGCACAGGUGCAGAUCAGGGUCCUAUUUGAGGAAGCUACAUAGCUGAAAAAGAGCACAAAUAGCUGAGAUCCAGUCUCAUGCAGUAUACAUUGCAUGAUGUUUUGCUGGUAACCUGUUAUUUUGCUAAGCGAAUAUAUUCUGUGCUUAGCAGUUGGCCUCGGAGACAAUCACUGGGCAUUGAAUAUCAAGCACUUUGACCUUGCGCUAACCUUUUUCCCAUUUUUUUGUUCGUACUUGUGUAUUUUGUCUGGUAGGGUCAAGAGGGUAUCAGGAAAUUGAUGCUCUUUUUUGGUCUUUGUAGACCACAUGUUGGUGUUCAGUUCCAAACAGACAGCCUUGAGAUGCCUAUGAAUAAUGUAAUCACUAUUUAACGUUGGUUUGGUUGAAAUACCGGACAGUUAUUCCCACGUCACUGUACAACAUUAAUAUUCAAUUGGAUGCUCUCACAAAACAGAUUCCAUAUAGAGGUAUUGGUUUUAUAAGGUUUGCUUGUGUCCAGUCAAAGUAUGACUUUGUUUUUGUAAGUGGACUGCACCAGAAGUUAUCUUAAGUGGUUUUUUUACAAACUCAAAAAACCUUUGCCAGUCAAAUGGAUCGAAUGAACGUUUCUGACAUUGCUUUAUUAGACCUGUCUGUUAUUAUUUGGCCUGACCAUCUUACAGACGUCACUUGUGCCUAGAACCAGGUUAUGACCUGUUUAGUGUCUUUUUCUUGAAAUUUUUAACUACACAUGCAAUGUAUCAAUUUUGUGUAUCAAUUUUGUGUCACAACGAAGGGGUUUUCAUAAAAGCUAUUUAUUUCCUCAUUUUUAAAUUUUUAUGUUUUUUCCAAUUUCUGGACUUUUAAUCCAAUUGCUUAGUUUUACUGUACACAUUGUUGUGAAUAAAUUGUAAAUAUCAUCUUUUUUUACACACCCAUAUAUAUGUACAAUUGAAAUGAUAACCGUACUUUUGUAUAUUUUAGAAACCUCUUUCAGAGAAACAAAUAUGACUUAUUUAAUGUUUGAAUUUAGCAUCUUUGAAAAAUUUGUAUAUUCUGUGAUAUUCUUGUGUGCCUAAAUCACAAUAGAAAUGAUGUAAUUAAUCUUUAAAAAACUUAAUGUA